Messenger RNA from Vicia faba (fava bean), 630 nucleotides. The record is from the annotation of a GenBank genome assembly. Lineage: Eukaryota; Viridiplantae; Streptophyta; Magnoliopsida; Fabales; Fabaceae.
AUGCUCUUCAUUACUUUCUACAAACCCCAAACAUCAAUCACUAUAGAUAUGGAGGAUCCUAUUCAAAUCAAGAUCGAGGAUAAAACACUCGGUGUAAAAGAAGAGAAGGUUGAGAUAGAAAAAGAUGUGGAGACUAAAUCAGUAGAGAAAGAGAAGAAACAUAAUGAUGAAGAGAAAAAGAAGGAUAAGGAGAAGAAAAAGGAAAAGAAGGAAAAAGAUGAGAAAAUUGAUGUAGAGAAUGUUAAGAAUAAAGAAGGUGGUGAUGAAAAGAAGGACAAGAAGGAGGAAAAGAAAAAGGAAAAGAACGAGAAGGGAAAAGAAGAUCAAGACAAGGACGAAGAGGGUGAAGUAUCUGUAAGGGAUAUUGAUAUAGAAGAAACAAUGAAGGAAUCAGAAAAAGAAGAUGACAAGAAAGAAGUUAAGGAGAAGAAAAAGAAAAAAGAAGACAAGGGAGAGAAGAAGAAAAAACCUUCAAAGACCAAUGAUGUUAGCACACUGAAACAAAAGCUUGAAAAAGUGAAUGGAAAACUAGAAGCACUUCUGGAAAAGAAGGCUGAUAUAGAAAGACAGAUUAAAGAAGCUGAAGUUGGAGGUCAUGAAAUUAAUGGGAAGGACAAGGGAGAGGUAUAG